AAUAUCAAUCAGAUUACGGUCCAUGCUUUGGUUGUAAUAAGAAUAAUUUUGAUAUGUAUAUUGAUUCACAAAAUUUAUAUAUUUCUAAUUCUAAUACUUAUCCUAAUUUAAAAAAAUUUACAUCACUAAAUUCAACUCAUCUUAUAGAGGAUUUUGAA
This is a messenger RNA of Cetraspora pellucida, 158 nucleotides long. NCBI's taxonomy places the organism in Eukaryota, Fungi, Glomeromycota, Glomeromycetes, Diversisporales, Gigasporaceae. The record is from the annotation of a GenBank genome assembly.